CCCCGGGGCGGAGCGGGAGGCGGGCUGGGGCCGCCCCUGCUCGGGGGCAGCCUUCAAAUAGCGGCGUUGGGCUCAGCACAGCGCAGCGCUCCGGCUCUUUGCACCAUGGGCGGCAAGAAAGUGUGCAUCGUGGGCUCGGGCAACUGGGGCUCGGCCAUCGCCAAGAUCGCGGGCAGCAACGCGGCGCGGCUGAGCACCUUCGAGAACCUGGUGAGCAUGUGGGUGCUGGAGGAGGAGGUGGGCGGCCGGCGGCUCACCGAAAUCAUCAACACGGAGCACGAGAACGUCAAGUACCUGCCGGGACACAAGCUGCCCCCCAACGUGGUGGCAGAGCCAGACCUGCUGAAAGCCUGCGCCGGGGCCGACGUCCUCCUGUUCGUGGUGCCCCACCAGUUCAUCGGCAAGGUGUGUGAGCAGCUCAAGGGCCACGUGAAGAAAGAUGCUAUCGGGAUGUCGCUCAUCAAGGGGGUGGACGAAGGACCAGAUGGGCUGAGGCUGAUCUCAGACAUUAUCCACGAGAAGCUGGGAAUCGAGAUGAGCGUCCUCAUGGGGGCCAACAUCGCUAACGAAGUGGCAGAAGAGAAGUUCUGCGAAACAACCAUCGGGUGCAAGAACGCGCAGUACGGGCAGAUCCUGAAGGAGCUGAUGCAGACACCGAAUUUCCGCGUCACGGUGGUGCAGGAGGCUGACACCGUAGAGAUCUGUGGGGCCCUGAAGAACAUCGUGGCUGUAGCGGCUGGUUUCUGUGAUGGGCUCGGCUUCGGGGACAACACGAAGGCUGCGGUUAUCCGGCUGGGACUGAUGGAGAUGAUCGGCUUCGCCAAACUCUUCUGCAAGGGCCCCGUCACCCCCUCCACCUUCCUGGAGAGCUGCGGGGUGGCUGAUCUCAUCACUACCUGCUACGGCGGUCGCAACCGCAAGGUGGCUGAGGCUUUUGCCAAGACUGGGAAGUCUAUUGAGCAGCUGGAGAAGGAGAUGUUGAACGGGCAGAAGCUGCAGGGUCCCCAGACGUCUGCCGAGCUGCAUCGCAUCCUCAAAAGCAAGAACAUGGUGGAGAAGUUCCCCCUCUUCACAGCUGUAUAUCAGAUCUGCUACGAGGGCAAACCCGUUACUGAUGUCAUCAAGUGUCUCCAGAACCACCCCGAGCACAUGUAAGUGGGCUCUGCCUGCAAAAGCACCGAUCCUGCUGAGACGAGCAGAGAGCUCCUGCCCGCACCAACUUGCUGCUGCCACAACUUUGCGAGGAGUCCAGAUUUCCUGGGAGCCUUUGCAGAGCGCUGGAAGGGCAGAUGUUCCCCUUCUCAGCCCUGGAGACUGCCAGCCUGAGCCUGGCAUCUGCACGGAGGUACCUGCUGAUCCCCCCUCUCUCUUCGAAGGGCUCGUUUAGCUUCUGCUUCUGUCUAGGGUCUGCCCUGAGCGGGGCUGAGCGUCUUCCUCCUUUCACUUUCUUUCGCUGCGAUGGAUUCCGUUCUCAGAGGGACUCUGCUAAGUCGUCUUGAUCAAUACGGGCUAUGCAGGAGGCACUGCCUUGGAGGGCAAGCUUUGCUAUUAGCCCCAUGGGGCCACUUCGCAUGACACCAGCUCUUUCCUGCUUGCUGCUGUUGCUUUGGGCUUUGCCGCCUCGCAGAGGGGGCACGGUUCCCUGCCAGGCUCCACCAGAGACUGAAGCUCCUGAGGACUUUCAAAGGGGCUGACAAGCACUCUUCUUUCUAAGAAGCACCAACAGAGAAAAUAGCUCUUUGCCACCCUGCCAUGUGCUGCUUCCCCAGCCACCACCAGCUGCUCCUGCUGAACGGGACGGCCGAGGCUCUGUGCGUGUGAGGACGGCUCCGGAGGGAGCCCUCAGAGCUCAGUUAUCCAGCUUUUUGCUCUCACACCCAAGCCUGGCCACUGACCCCUUUUGUCACCAAUUUGUCUGUGCUAAUUCCAUGCCCUCUGCCUGUCCCUGGGCAGCCCUCCUCCCUCGCCUUGGUUCGUCCUCUGGCUGGCUUUGGCAACGCAGGGACCAACUGCCCCAAAGUUUUUCUGAGCAGCUGGCAGGCAGCACAGCCCUUGGCAGUGUACCUGCCGAAGCAGUUGGGCCAUGGUGCUUUUAGAUGAGUGACCCGCAGCAGCUUUUGCCUUCACUCUUGCUCUGCUCUGUGCCGUAGGCUGGGCUUUGCUUCUUCCCGUGGCUUUAUAGGAGCUGAGAAAAGCAGGUUCCACGCUUUCCCUGCCGCCCCUCGUGGGAGGGUGCUGGAAAUUGCCCGCUAGCGCAAGGGGCAGCACAGGACGUGAUCCACAGAGGUACAGGCAGACCUCCAGCAUCACAAGAGAGGACAGAGGUCUCGUGCCUCAUGCUGUGCCUUUGAAACUUGCCCCUUGUCCAGCUGGCUGCCACGUGCCUCUCUGGGCCUCUGAAGCUGGUUCACUCUGCUCGUGUUUGCUCAGGGCCGCGUGGCCGGCGGUUCACUGAUCCCUGUCAGGGCUGGCAGGCUGCUGGAGCUGCUGCAGAUCUCGCCCCCGUUCCGGGUCCUAGUGCCAUUGGGUCUCUGACUAGCAGUGUACUUUAUGAAUGUUUAAAAUCAUAAUAAAUUUGGAGAGGGAAGGGGCGGCGCACGCUUUUCUCUGCGGUUCCCGUGCAUCGUUCUCUUUGGGUUGGUGCCCGCUGGUCUCACUAAGAGUGCAGGAGAGGGCACUGGCUGUUCCCUCCUGGCUCUGCACCCUUGUGUGCUGUUCCAGAAAUGAGUAAGAGUGCCCCUGCAGGACAAUGUUGGCUCAGAACAUAACGCGGUGUCCCACUUGCGUUUUCUCAGCAGCAGUUCCUGUGUUCAAGUCUGGCUGUAGGACUGGGGAGGGCAGAAACUGCAGCGCUGAGAUGGGUCUAGGAUCCUAACCUGGGGCUGGCAGAAAUCAUGCCAGGGUCCCACUGUGUCACCUGUACCCCAGACUUUGAUGUCUUAGCUUCUUGGGACGGUCUGUGCUGUUUUAUUCAUCUCUCUCCAGCUUCUUUUCCCUGCUGGACUUGCCUCAUCCCUGCUUUUCUUUGAAACACAUCUCGUACUGAGUGACCUUUCCAGGACUGUUAGUUCUCCGCUCGCCCUCUUGCUAGGGGAAUUUAAUCUGCUGGCAGUGCAGUUGUUUCUGUGCCUUUUAUUAGACACGCAUUCUCGGUAGCACCCUACGACCUUUAAAUUCAACUGAGCGAUCGUUCAGAAAGUAGCCAACAUCGGCUUCCUCUGAGAAACUUCAAUGAGCUUGGAGGAAAAAUAAAGGAAGUCCGGUGUCUUCUUGCA
Anas platyrhynchos (mallard) is the source of this 3275-nucleotide messenger RNA. RefSeq names its product glycerol-3-phosphate dehydrogenase 1 (gene GPD1). Gene Ontology annotation, cellular component: cytosol. The record is from RefSeq and is a predicted model, not a curated record. Gene Ontology annotation, biological process: carbohydrate metabolic process; glycerol-3-phosphate catabolic process. Lineage: Eukaryota; Metazoa; Chordata; Aves; Anseriformes; Anatidae. Gene Ontology annotation, molecular function: glycerol-3-phosphate dehydrogenase [NAD(P)+] activity; NAD binding; protein homodimerization activity.